AUGAAUUUAGAACUGCAUUACUAUCCAAUAAAAAACCUCACCGAAUAUGACCGCAAUCCCCGGAAAAACGACGUUGUGGUAAACAGAAUGUGUGCGUCUAUUCGGGAAUUUGGCUUUCGUAUUCCAAUAGUUGCAAAAAGUGAUGGUACAGUGGUUGAUGGCCAUUUAAGGCUAAAAGCAGCAAGAAAACUUGGCAUGGAAGAGAUACCUGUGGUCUUAAGUGAUAAUUUGAGUGAGGCCCAAACCAAAGCUUUUAGGUUACUUGCCAAUCAAUCAGCAAAUUGGGCAGCGUGGGAUGAUGAUCUGUUAAAACUUGAAUUGCAGGAAUUAGAAGACUUAAAUUUUGAUCUGAAAUUAACUGGGUUUGAACUGGAAAAAAUCCAACGGUUUCUUGACAAUGUUGAUGGAGAAAGCGGCAAAGAAGAAGAUUUAUCUCACUUAGGUAGCGAUAAUAAAAAGGUGAAACCUGGAGAUCUUUGGGUUUUAGGUGAUCAUCGAAUUUACUGUGGGAAUAGCAG
Molecule: messenger RNA, 518 nt
Organism: Cinara cedri
Lineage: Eukaryota; Metazoa; Arthropoda; Insecta; Hemiptera; Aphididae
Source: the annotation of a GenBank genome assembly